UUAAGGGGGUAGUACACUCUGGCGGCCGAAAAUGAGGGUCAAUUUCAAGAUUUAUUUGUGACAAAGUGAGUGUACUACCCCCUUAAACUCGCACAACAUAGUUUACCCAGAUGAUAGAGAAACGUAAAAAGUCUUUGUACGUAAACUGCUGUAAUCGCAAUAAAUCGUGAAACAUACGAUAGAAACUCAUAUCUUCUUCGGUAAGAUGCCUGCUCAAUUUGAAUCUGUCAACAGUUCCGCGACCCGUGAAUCCACGCUUGAAAAUGGGAUACCGUAUUCCAUCGAUGGUGAUGUCGUCAUCACGGGCAUAUCAGGCCGCCUGCCUAGAUCAUCUAAUAUUGAGGAAUUUAAAGAGAAUCUCAUGAAAGGAAUAGACAUGGUCUCUGAUGACGAAUGUCGUUGGUCAGCAAAUAUGCUCGAGUUAUUAUCCAAAUAUGGCAAAAUCAAGGACCUCAGUAGCUUUGACGCCUCAUUUUUCGGAGUACCUCCCAAGCUGGCACAUAUAAUGGACCCACAGGCACGCAUGCUAUUAGAAGUUACGUACGAGGCGAUAGUUGAUGCUGGUGUCAAUCCCAUGACUGUGAGAGGAUCACGUACCGGAGUGUACAUCGGUGUUAGUUAUACGGAAACGGAAGGGUUUGCGAUGAAAAAUCUAGACGCCACAAAUGGAUAUGAAGUGUUCGGAACUUCGAGAUGUAUGUUCGCCAACAGAGUUUCCUAUUGUUUUGACUUUAAAGGACCUAGCUGCUCGGUAGACGCUGCUUGUUCCUCGUCCUACUACGGCAUGCAUCAGGCAGUCACCGCAAUGCGCAUGGGUGAGUGCGAUGCUGCGAUUGUCGGUGCAGUGAAUCUUGUAUUAGCACCACACAGAUCAAUGCAAUAUUACAAACUGACUCUGCUGUCCGAGGAUGGCAAAUGCAAAGCGUUCGAUGCUUCAGCUAAUGGUAUGGUGAGGGCCGAGGCGGUAGUGGCGAUAUAUUUACAGAAGGCGAAGGAUGCGCGCAGAGUGUACGCCACGGUGGUUAACACGAAAACAAACAUCGACGGCUACAAACCCGAGGGGAUCGGGUAUCCCAGCAGUGAAACGCAAAAGCAAUUGAUACAUGACAUCUACAAUGAGGCGGGAAUUAAUCCUCUAGACAUUAGUUACGUAGAGACCCAUGGUACCGGUACCAAAGUAGGCGAUCGAGAGGAAGUCAAUGCCAUCGAUAAAUUGUUCUGUAAAGGUAGGAAGAGUCCUUUGCUGAUAGGCUCGGUGAAAUCCAAUAUGGGUCAUUCGGAACCGGCAAGUGGACUAUGCUCCAUCGCCAAAGUGCUGAUCGCGAUGGAAGCGGGCGUGAUACCCGCGAAUUUGCACUUUAAAACUCCGAAUCCGAAUAUUCCUGGCUUAAACGAGGGACGGAUUCGAGUUGUCGACAAGGCUACACCGUGGAAUGGUGGCCUCGUUGGUCUUAACGCAUUUGGUCUCGGCGGCACAAAUGCACACGUUAUCCUGCAGAGUAAUACAAAACCACAAUUGUUAUCACCACUGAAUACCGAACUGUUGCCCAAAUUAGUCGCUGUAUCAGGUCGAACGGAAGAAGCUGUGCACACGUUACUGAAUACAGCGAAAGAGCAUUGUAAAAAUAACGAGUUUUUAUCAUUAUUAUACGUACUGCACAAUAACGACAUCCCUGGUCACAAGAUUCGCGGGUACGAGAUACUCAGCGUCGAUAGUACACAUGAAAUGACCGAAGUAGCGAGCUGUGACGAAGGGCGUCCAAUUUGGUUCAUAUUUUCCGGUAUGGGUUCGCAAUGGCCAGGCAUGGGUCGUCAAUUGUUCAGUAUUGAAACUUUCCAACGUAGUUUGCGGCGAUGUGCGGAUGCUUUGGCACUCUACGACGUCGACCUCAUGAAUAUCAUCAUGAACGCCACAGACGAAACAUUUGAGAACGUGAUGAAUUCCUUCAUGUCUAUCGCGGCUAUACAGGUCGCUCUCGUGGAUGUUUUAACGUUGAUAGGCAUACAUCCGGACGGCGUAGUCGGACACUCCCUUGGAGAAUUGGGUUGUGCUUAUGCCGACGGGGCAUUUACACUGGAACAGACUGUCUUAACCGCUUAUUGCAGAGGCAAGGCGCUAUUAGAAUCCAAGCUGAAACCAGGUGCCAUGGCGGCAGUUGGUUUGAGCUGGGAGGAGGCCGAAAAAAUUUGCCCGCCCGAUAUCACACGAGCUUGUAACAACUCCGCCAACUUAGUUACAAUUUCCGGUCCGACUGAUUCUAUACACAAGUUCGUACAACUACUGAAGAGUAAGGAUAUCUUCGUUAAAAUGGUAAACAGUUCCGGCUACGCCCACCACAGCAAAUACAUCGCACCAGUAGGGCCUAAGCUACACGCUUUGCUCGAGAAAAUCAUACCAAGUCCCAAGCAGAGAUCGGCUAAAUGGAUCUCUACCUCCGUACCAGAAUCCGCAUGGGAUAGUCCGCUCGCGCAGCUCAGCUCCGCCGAGUAUUGUGUAAACAAUAUGAUGUCACCUGUGCUUUUCAAAGAGGCGCUCGCGCAUAUUCCAGAAAACGCGAUAACGAUUGAGAUCGCACCGCACGGUUUGCUACAGACAAUCUUAUGCAGUUCAUUACCACCAACGGUGACCAAUAUUAGCCUUCACAAGCGGGAUCAUUUGGACAAUCUUGCCUUCCUGCUGUCUAACGUGGGAAAAUUAUACAUGGCCGGUGCGCAACCUAACAUUGCCAAAUUGUAUCCGCCGAUUAGUUUCCCCGUCAGUCGCGGAACACCGAUGAUCGGGUCCUUGGUCAGGUGGGAUCACUCCGUCACGUGGGAUGUGCCUGAUUUCAAACAGAUAUCAGACCACUCGGGAGAAUGUAUUGUCCAAAUAGACUUGUCGAAUGAAAUGGAUACGUAUCUAGCAGGACACCAGAUAGACGGACGAGUACUUUUUCCAUUUGCUGGUUAUAUUUUUGUGGUGUGGAAAACUUUGGCAAAACAGCGCGGCUGCAAUUUUGAACUAUUGUCAGUAGUAUUUGAGAAAAUGCAGUUUCAUCGGGCCACCAUUAUCCCCAAGGAAGGACCGGUAAAAUUCUCGAUAACUAUAUUCAAAGGAUCGGGCGAUUUUGAGAUCUGCGAGACCGAUACGAUCGUCGCCAGCGGAAGAGUACGCGUAUCCGAAAGUAUCGACAAAGAUCACCUGAACUUACCACCUCCAGUUUUACCUCAAAAUCAAGAGACUUUGCAAUUGAAUACCGAGGACGUUUACAAGCUACUGAGAUUGUACGGAUACGAGUAUCGCGAUAUCUUCCAAGGAGUCAAAUCUUGCGAUGAAGAUGGCAUUGCCGGUGAACUAUACUGGUUCAAUCAAUGGGUGCCGUACAUAGACAGUAUGUGUCAUAUAACUUUGGUGACCACCAACUCAUUGCAUUUAGCGUCGCAUAUUCAGUAUGUAGCUAUCAAUCCUGUUCUUCAUAAACAACUGGUUGAAAACUUACCAGAGAACGGUGGAUUGCCAGUGUAUUACUACAAUGACACCAAUAUUAUUAAAUCGGGUGGUAUUGAGCUCAGAAAAAUUAACUUUUCGUUGGCGCCCCGGCGACAGAAUCAUGCUGAUCUUAAAUACGAGCGGUACACUUUCAUACCAUACGAAAGUUCGUAUAGUCCAGUAGAGGAUGCAAUGAGAGGAAGGGUGCAUGCGCUUACUGUACUUUUGCAGAUUGUGUAUGAAAACAUAAUGACGUUGAGACUGAAGACCGUGGAAGUUGCAGGCGAACGAGAUGCCGAAGUUCUCUUAGCGCCGCUUAUUUUCAAAAUUUCCGAUAACCAAUUGGGCUCUCCUAUCAUUGAUUUACAAAUCGUCACAGUUGCUGCAGAUAACUACACGGCGAGUUUGAAGCAGAUGAACGUGAACGCUGACAUCGUAACGCAAGAUGUGAAUAAGGCACUUCCCGUUGAAGACGUGCACCUUGUCAUUGCGGCGGACGUUUUAUCUAAUCAGUCUUAUACCGUUCUCAAAAACUUGGUCGCUAACUUAAAACCUGGUUGUUUUAUUCUUCUGGAGGAGACCGCUGCACAACUAGAUGUGGAGACCGCUUUGAAAGACACUGAUCUCAUCUUGGCUGGAAAACAAACAGUUUCCGUAGAAAAGACUUAUUUGUUGAUGAAGAAACGACAGAAACGAAGAGAACCAAUGGUAAUUCAAAUUACAGAAAAAUAUCUGUCGUGGCUGGAAGAUAUAAAAGCAGUACUGAAAAAAUGUGACAGUGUAGAUCAAGAAAUACUCCUUGUAUCCCAGGGUGAAGAAACACUUGGCUUGGUCGGACUCAUGACUUGUCUGCGACGCGAGUUAGGCAAUGCAAAUUUGCGUUAUGUCUUUGUCCAGGACCAGAAUACUCCUACGUUUGGCAUAUUCGUACAGUUUUAUGUGGAGCAAUUGGACAAAGGAUUGAUGGCAAACGUUUUGAAAGGAGGACAAUGGGGCAGUUAUCGACACUUGCCAUUGGAUCAACAGAGCAACAUGUCUUCUGUGCAGGUGAAACACGCCUAUGUAAACACAUUGACAACAGGAGACCUCAGCAGCUUGAAAUGGAUUGAAAGACCCUUAAAGUACUAUCGUCCCGACAAUUUUCCUAAUAUGAAACUUUGUUACGUUUACUAUGCUCCACUGAGCUCCAGGGAUAUCAUAUUGGCGAGUGGAAAGAUGUCCCUGGAUAUUCUACCGAGGAAUAUAGCUACGGAAGAAUGUAUAUUGGGACGGGGAUUUUCGGGGAGAGACGCUGACGGUCGUCGCGUGAUGGGUAUAGUCGAAGUUGGAGGACUGGCGACUACAGUGGUUGCAGAUCUCGAUUUCCUUUGGGAAGUACCCGACAAGUGGACGUUGGAACAAGCAGCAACGAUACCUAUCGCUUACGCGACUAGUUACUAUGCUUUGUUUAUACGAGGUCAAUUGACAGCAGGCGAAAGCAUAUUAGUUCACGCUGGUACAAGCGGCGUCGGUCAAGCAGCGAUUGCCAUUGCUCUGCACGCUGGUUGUACCGUCUUCACUACCGUUAACACGUUGGAUAAAAGAACAUAUCUCAAGAGAAUCUUUCCGCAGUUGAACGACAAGCACAUUGGCACUUCUCGAGAUACCAGUUUCGAACAGCUCAUAGAUGUUGAGACUCAAGGACGUGGAGUGGAUGUCGUGUUGAAUUCACUGACAGAUGAGAAAUUUGAAGCUGGCAUUCGGUGCCUGGCGUUCGGUGGCCGUUUCCUUGACAUCAGCAUGUAUGAUUUGUCGAAAGACAGCCGCAUGAGCGUGUCAACGUUUGUAAAAUAUACUUACCAUAGUAUAUUGUUGGAUAUGGUAUUUCAAGAAAAUAACGCGCAAAAGAAUAAACUGGUAAAAUUUUUCUCGGAGGGGAUAAAAAAUUGCGCGAUACGUCCGCUCCAAUCGACUGUGUUUUCGGAGCAACAGCUCGAGCAAGCAUUCAGAUUUAUGGCGGCACGCAAGCAUAUUGACAAAGUGCUGUUGAAACUUCGUGCUGAAGAAUCAAAGAAAUAUGUAUCACCAAUGCCAAAGACAGUGGCCGCGAUCUCACAUACUUACAUGAAUCCGGAUAAAUCGUAUAUCUUGGUCGGCGGUCUCGGCGGAUUCGGUUUAGAACUGACAAAUUGGAUGAUCGUCCGCGGCGCCAAAGUUAUUGUUCUCGUAUCACGCUCAGGCAUUCGCACUGGUUACCAGGCAAUGUGCGUGCGUCGCUGGCGCAAAAUCGGUGUAAACAUCGUAGUCUCCACAGUGGAUGUGGCGACAUUAUCGGGUGCCGAAGACUUAAUUCAAGAAAGCAACCGGCUGGCUCCGGUAGGCGGUAUAUUCAAUCUGGCAGUUGUACUCCGCGAUGCUCUGAUCGGAAACCAGACGGAGGUUGAUUUCAAAGCGGUCAUGUUGCCAAAAGUCGAUAUUACAAGGAAUUUAGAUGCUGUAUCCAGGAAGCUUUGCCCAUCGCUAGAUUACUUUGUGGUAUUCUCAUCCACAUCGUGCGGUUACGGCAAUAUUGGUCAAACCAAUUACGGUUUCGCGAAUUCAACCAUGGAGAGACUAAUGGAACGGAGACAGGCUAAUGGUUUACCCGGUCUGGCCGUUCAAUGGGGUUCCUUCAAAGAGGUCGGCAUCUCAGAAACAAUGACAGAUAACGACAUCGAGAUAUGCGGUAUUCUACGACAAGGUAUAUCAAGUUGUCUUGCGACAAUGGAUAUAUUUCUUCAACAACCGCAUCCCGUGUUAACUUCUAUUGUGUUGGCUGAGAAAUAUAAAUCCGACAACGAUAACAAGACCGACCUCGUCACAACCAUUGCUGCUAUCCUAGGCAUUAAAGAUGUUAAUUUGAUUAAUCCUAACAGUCAGUUAGUCGACGCGGGAAUGGACUCGUUAAUGGAAAUGGAAAUAAAACAGACUCUCGAGAGGAACUAUGCUAUCCUAUUGUCGUAUCAAGAGAUCCGUUUAUUAAACUUCGCCAAACUGCAAGAAUUAUCUUCGACCAGUAGUGAUAAGGUUGAAAAGUUAAAAUAAUUAUCUUUUUAUUCCCCUUGUUUUAUUAUACUUGUUCACCAUUGUCGAUGUU
Molecule: messenger RNA, 6584 nt
Organism: Vollenhovia emeryi
Lineage: Eukaryota; Metazoa; Arthropoda; Insecta; Hymenoptera; Formicidae
Product: fatty acid synthase-like
Exons: 9
Coding region: 206-6532 (2108 amino acids)
Biological process (GO): fatty acid biosynthetic process
Molecular function (GO): oxidoreductase activity; 3-oxoacyl-[acyl-carrier-protein] synthase activity; fatty acid synthase activity
Source: RefSeq, a predicted model, not a curated record